This is a messenger RNA of Alternaria postmessia, 1437 nucleotides long. RefSeq lists its product as uncharacterized. The coding region runs from base 1 to 1437 and encodes 478 amino acids. The record is from RefSeq and is a predicted model, not a curated record. The transcript is spliced from 4 exons. NCBI's taxonomy places the organism in Eukaryota, Fungi, Ascomycota, Dothideomycetes, Pleosporales, Pleosporaceae.
AUGUCCUGUUCACCAGCUAUGCCCCCAAAUAACAUGUCCAUUGACAGUAUCAACGCUACUGCUUUUGCGUUGAUGUACGGAUAUCCUCUUACCUUGUACGCCCAAACUUUCGAGCCGACCCUCCAGGCAGUUGGCGUCAACGCUAUCCAACACGAAGAAAGCCUAUCCACCCAAGAUCUCGAGGUCCUGGUCCGACCGAACGUCGACACACUGUACUCUAAAGCUGCAGUUGAUCUUUCGCAUGCGGAUGUAGUACUGUCUCUCCCUGAUGUUCCCGCGAACAGAUAUUACGUCGUUCCCUUCUAUGACUUGUAUGGGAACAACUUUGCCGACCUCGGGACUGUAAUCAACAGUCCCCCGGGAGACUAUCUUAUCACGGUCGCGGGAGACGACGAGCCAGGCCUUCUAAUGCUCGAUAAAGACAACUAUGGAGGCUCCAAGUACAAGGGAAUCAUCAAAUCGCCCACUGCGUACGGAGGGAUCAUGCUUCGUAUCGUGCUCAAAAAUAACACAACCGACGUCGAUGAAGUCAAAGCCAUUCAAUCUCAAAUCAAGAUGACGACAGUUGAGCGUGUGGGAGAGCCGAUAGCCUCAGCUCUAACUCUUAGUCUUCUGGGUAAUGGCCAAAUUUCACCUGCUGCUUUCCUCCUUCCGUUCAACUUCAGCGUCGCUCAGACGACCCAGACUCUCCAGCUCUUAGCGCAGCUGAAUGAAGCGAAUCCACCCGUGGAAAGAUCAGACCUGGAUCGUGUCAACUCUAUGCUUGCCGCCGCUGGCAUCAACAAUGGAAACUACACUGCUCCAGCUGGCCUCAACUAUGCCCAAGUCUACGAAAUCAUGGGCAAAGAGUUCAUGUCUCUCCUGGACCCCUCAAGCCAUGCAUUCAACCAAAACGGCUGGUUCACCCUCCUUCCCAGCAUGAGCGGUAACUUCGGGAUAGAGUACACCGCUCGCGCAUACAUCGCAUGGUUUGGCUACCUGCAGCUCGCCGACUACGUAGCAGCAUAUCCUACCUACAACGAUCCAGCGCUUCCCGUUACUGCGCAGGUUACGAUGCAGCUAACAGCGAAUGAAUCAUACAUCAUGACCUUCUCUGGGAAGCCGCCCGUUACCGGUUUCUGGAGCCUGACGGCAUACGAUAGCACGAAUUACUUAGUACCGAACGAUCUGAACCGAUACGCAUUGGGCGAUCGUAGCAACUUGACCUAUCCAGACGGUACGCUAAUCUACGCGGAUUUGGACAGCGACGGAGCGUUCUCGAUCUUGAUCCAGCCGGCGGAUGUGGCACCGAGCUCGAACUGGACUAACAACUGGCUGCCUGCUCCCGUUGGCGGUGGAGAAUUUACUGUGAAUUUGAGAUGGUAUGGAGUAACUCCGGCGCUUUCGAACGGAAGCUAUGUGUAUCCUAUCGUUACCAAGCAGGGCAGUAUCUACUAA